Messenger RNA from Sphenostylis stenocarpa, 1015 nucleotides. The record is from the annotation of a GenBank genome assembly. Lineage: Eukaryota; Viridiplantae; Streptophyta; Magnoliopsida; Fabales; Fabaceae.
AUGGCAGCAAAGAAACCAUGGAGAAUCAUUCCGAGACCCCUCCUAGAAACCAUCCUCAACAACCACGCGCAGCACCACCGAGUACCCCAACCCCUCCUCCUUCACGGCCCCAGAGGCGUCGGCAAAACCACCCUCAUUCUCCAACGUUUACUCCCUGACUGGAACAAAGGCCCUCAUCUCACCGGUUACGUUGACUUUGCGGAGCUUAUGAAAGGCAACCUGGGCACAUCACCCGGCCCGUGGGCCUCCUGGUCCACCUGUCCUCAGCCCCGCCUCUCUGAUUGCCGCAAAAUCUUGGAGCAUUGCGUGGAGUCCAUGGUCGAGAAGGGUGUCAGCGCAGGAACCAUCACCUCCCAACAAAUAUUCACUACUCUCAACAAAUGGCACGGCCUCACCGCCGCCCUUCGCCACGUGCUGCAGAGCAAGUCCCGUGCUUCGGACCGGGCUUCCCCUGCAGCGCUAUGGGAACGUGCCGUAUUCGCCAUGUCCAGGGAAUGUACCACGGCCGAGGUUGGUCGGAUUUUGGGAUUUGGGGAGAAUGAGAAGAAUGGCUUGUCCUUUGAGGAGGCUUCUUACAUGAAGGAAUCGGUUGCGGCACUGAAGCUGGCGAAGAAGAUAAUAGCGCUUCAGCAAGGGUGGAGGGCAAAUGCCAUUACUCACAUGAAUCGCACUGGCCUGUUCUCCAGGACUUUGACGCAUUCUUGUACUGAUUGGCCUUGCUUGUUGUUGGAGUUCUUGUCACAAGCUGCUGAAAUUGACCAUUUUCAGCCAAAGCUGGUUAUCAACAAUAUUGAAGUUCUAAAGCAUGCCACUGUAAAUUCCGAGUCAACAGUCAGUGGACCCCUAUAUCAUGAUAGUCUGAUAUGGAGAAUAAUUGCUUUGGGUGCAAAUGAGCGCUGUCUGCCUGUUAUCCUGGUGACAUCUGAUAGUUACUAUUCAUAUGAAGCUUUCUUGGAGUUUGGAUAUAUGGAGAUAUUUAUCUCACGUGAGGUAUCGGUGGAGGGGUUGUUGGGAU